This is a messenger RNA of Protopterus annectens (West African lungfish), 3033 nucleotides long. It is a transcript of the gene MTO1, whose product is annotated as mitochondrial tRNA translation optimization 1. Gene Ontology annotation, cellular component: cytosol. Lineage: Eukaryota; Metazoa; Chordata; Ceratodontiformes; Protopteridae. Gene Ontology annotation, molecular function: flavin adenine dinucleotide binding. The record is from RefSeq and is a predicted model, not a curated record. Bases 297 to 2309 code for a protein of 670 amino acids. Gene Ontology annotation, biological process: tRNA methylation; tRNA wobble uridine modification. The transcript is spliced from 13 exons.
AGUGAAAGGUCACAAAUAUGGUGGUUUCCAUACAGUCACUCAUGACUUUUAUUUCCCGUAAAAUACAAUUAGAUUAAUAUUUUCAUUGAUUAUUAAAACAUCCGGGGUAAGUGGGGUGAUAGAAGGCAGAGAGAAGUAUAGCAAAAUCUCAGAGUUGGGUUUGGUUUGUAGAAUGCAUCGGUUAUACAUAGUAUUCAUACAAAUAACACUGGAUUCUCAGCUUCACUUGAAAAGUAGAAGAUGAGUUACAAUUAAGUGUGUUGACUUGCUGUAGGUUCACCGCCUCGUACCAAACCAUGUUUUCGCCAUCUUUAUCUGCUGCAGGCCUCUUUAGAUGUUUCUCCAAGAAAAUUCCUUCCAGGCUAUCGGUCUCUUGUAGUGCAGGACCGGAUGCUACAGUUGCACACUAUGAUGUCAUUAUUGUGGGAGGUGGACAUGCUGGAACAGAGGCAGCAACUGCUGCAGGUCGGAUCGGAGCCAAGACCCUUCUCCUUACUCACAAGAUAGAAACUAUAGGUCAGAUGUCAUGCAAUCCAUCUUUUGGUGGGAUUGGAAAGGGCCACUUGAUGCGAGAGGUAGAUGCUUUGGAUGGAGUAUGUGCCCGAGUCUGUGAUAAAUCUGGAGUUCAUUACAAGGUUCUGAAUCGAAGGAAAGGGCCAGCAGUUUGGGGUUUGCGUGCUCAGAUUGACAGGAAGCUCUACAAAAAGUACAUGCAGGAGGAAGUUCUCAGCAGUCCUAACUUAACAGUACAGGAAGCUGCUGUGGAAGAUCUGGUGAUUGGUGAAUCAGAUCCUCAGCGUCAGGGGUCAUGUCGAGUUUGUGGUGUCAUCCUAGCUGAUGGCAGCAGAAUUGAGGCAUCAAGUGUUAUACUUACAACUGGCACCUUUCUGAGAGGAGUAGUUGGGAUUGGCUUACAGUUUCAACCAGCUGGCCGUCUUGGAGAUCAGCCAGCUAUUGGCCUGGCGAACACUCUUGAGAGGCUUGGUUUCACUGUUGGGCGGUUGAAAACAGGUACUCCUCCAAGAAUUGUUAAAGACACUAUCAAUUUCCAGGUCCUGGAAAAAAUCUUAGCUGAUGAUAUUCCUGUUCCUUUCAGUUUUUUGAAUGACUCGGUGUGGAUAAAGCCAGAAAACCAGUUGCCUUGUUACUUAACCCAUACAACAGCAGAAGUCAGUCGGAUAGUCCGAGAAAAUCUUCAUCUUAAUCAACAUGUUAGAGAGACCACUCGAGGGCCACGUUACUGUCCAUCAAUUGAGUCCAAGGUGCUUCGGUUCCCAAACAGGACACACCAGCUGUGGCUGGAACCUGAAGGCUUUGAUUCAGACCUGAUUUACCCUCAAGGCCUGUCUGUCACACUGCCAGCUGAACUUCAAGAACAGCUACUUAAACACAUCCCUGGACUUGAGAAGGCUAAGAUGGUACAGCCAGGUUAUGGGGUACAGUAUGAUUACCUGGAUCCUCGACAGAUUACUCCAUCUUUGGAGACCCACAAAGUUCAAGGACUGUUCUUGGCAGGACAGAUUAAUGGAACGACUGGAUAUGAAGAGGCAGCAGCACAGGGUAUCAUUGCUGGAAUUAAUGCUGGAUUGCGUGUGAAGGGGAAACCUCCAUUCAUGGUUAGCCGUACAGAAGGCUACAUUGGGGUACUAAUUGAUGACCUUACUACGAUGGGUACCAGUGAACCUUACAGGAUGUUUACCAGCCGAGUUGAGUUCCGGAUGUCCUUGCGUCCAGAUAAUGCUGACCGAAGGCUGACUUUCAGAGGUUACCAUGAAGCUGGUUGUGUCUCUCAGUCGCGUUACAAGCAAGCGUAUAGUAUGAAGAAAAAUUUGGAAGAGGGGACUGCAUUCUUGAAGUCCUUGAAGUUCUCAUCUUUUAAGUGGAGCAAAUUAUUUCCAGAGAUUAAUAUCAGUGUGGACAAGUCUGAGCAUAUUAGUGCAUUUGACAUGCUGACAUACCAAGGUGUUGAUGCGUCGCUGUUAGCUAGAGCCUUCCCAGAGUCAUUAAUGAAAUUCAUUGAACAACCAAGACUGGCACAGAGAUUAAAAAUAGAAGUUUAUGAGAUGCAUGUGGAACAGCAGCAGCAGGAGAUAGAGGAGGUUCAGAAGGAUGAAGCAUUAAGGUUGCCUGACAACUUGGACUACAUGUCCCUCAACAUUUCUCUUUCUAAAGAGGUGCGGGAGAAGUUAGCAUUUGGUCGCCCUCAGACGAUCGGGGCUGCAAGUCGUAUUCCAGGGAUAACACCAGCUGCUGUUGUGAAUCUGCUGCGUUUUGUAAAGCAUGAGCAACAACAAUGCAGGAGUGAGUGACAAAGUCUGGGGCAGUUAACCCCCACCCUACCAAAGAGUUUGAAAUAGACACCAAACAGAAACUUUUUGCUUCAGUGAAAUUUGUUGGGCAUACCUGCUUUUAACUGUGUUACAACAUAUUUAAGUUCCAAUUAUUUUGACUUGCAGGUGAAGAUGAUUCAGAUUGUGUUUACUAGAUCAUUUUUUAGUUAUGGUCAGAAGCAGCUGAUGAUGUUUUUAGUCUUAUUACUACCCAACAGCAUGACUCCAAGACUUUACCAUUGUAUAUUACAAUGGCAUAUGCUUAUUUAAUUACCAAAAUUUUAAAGACCGUGUCUUCAUUAUGUGUGGCUUUCCUGGUAAUCAGGAUAAUACAGCAAGUAAUAAAGCCGUUAAGUUUAAAAAAAAAAUCUGUGUGUUAUUUUGAAGUUUAGUUUUCAUGGUAAUAAAUACUGUCUGAUAGUUCUAUGUUUGAUGUGAUAACGAUGUUAAGAAAGUUGUUCUAUAGCAUGCAUUACUUUGAAAGAUGUCUGAGUUAAAAUUUACGUAUGUGGUAAAUGUGGUAUAUCACCGUCAUUUUAGAAAAGGCUUCAUUCACUUAAUGAUUCUGUCCACAGAAUAUCAUUCUGAUGAACCAGGUUUUGACCAAAAUGGCAAUUUUCUAUUGAGUUUUCAUGCUCUGUCUACCCACUGGGAUUUUUGUGGAGAUUGUGGUGCCAGAGAUAAGUGGAUAGUUGACUGGAAU